Messenger RNA from Funneliformis caledonium, 1086 nucleotides. The record is from the annotation of a GenBank genome assembly. Lineage: Eukaryota; Fungi; Glomeromycota; Glomeromycetes; Glomerales; Glomeraceae.
AUGUCUGAACGGCGUGCGCUUCAUACUUCCAAUUAUUUAAAUGACAAAAUUUACUUUCUUGGAGGUGAAACAGAUAGAGCAUCACAUACCAAUGAUUUUUUUUAUUUAGACGUUUCAGCACCGUUUACUUUAGAUUCUUUGCCAAUAGUCGAUUUAACCAGAAAUGUUCAGAUUGCUAAACAUAAAAGAGCGACAUCAAGCGUGUGUGGCCCUAAUAAAGAUACAAUCUUUCUGUUUGGUGGCGAUAUUGACGGUGAUGAAAGUGCUGCAUCCUUAGUUUAUACAUUUAACAUCAGCGUUCCACAAUGGACUAAUACAAAUAUUGAAGGACCUCAACCACAAAGACGUGUAGCGUCAUCAGUCGUCUGUGAUGAAAAUGCAAGGAUGUAUAUAUUUGGUGGUACCAACGGUGAUGGUUAUCAAAAUGAUUUUGAUAUUUUGGACACAGAUCAAUUAACUUGGUCAUUGGGAAGUAGAGUAAAUAUUCCACCUCCUAUGGACUUGGCUACCGCAAAUUUAUUAUCGAAUGGGAAAAUCGUCUAUCUAGGAGGAUAUAGUAAUAGACAACUUAUUGACAUGUCAAAGAUUUAUUUAUAUGAUACCAUUAACGAUGAAUGGUCACGAAUGUUUACGAUGGGCACUCCACCAAGGGGUAGAGCUUGGCACUCGGCCAUCUUAACACAAGAUGGUCGCAUUAUCGUCUACGGAGGAGUUCCUGUUUCUCCUGAUGAUCAAUUAUCGGUUCUAGAUACCACCGUACUACCCUUUAAAUGGAGCAUUCCCGAAAUUUCAUUUACUCCUAGUUCUGCACCAUACAGUUGGAUCUAUAAAGGUUCAGCUCCCGCAGUCUAUAGUAAUCAAAUUGUUAUGCUUGACAUAAGCGAUAAAAAUGAUUACAACAGAGGCACUUCGCUCAAAUUGGACAUAGGACAAGAGAACCCAUAUUUCAUACUUGCUUUACCAAUAGUAUAUACUUCUUUCUAUAUUUUUGGUACUUACAUCACUUUAACUGAGGUCAUGUUAUAUCUAUUUUUUAUUAAAGAAGAAAAAGGAAAAGAGUCGAAGUGUACGAUAAAAUUAAUGUGA